CAACUACAAAAACCAAAAAAAAAAAAAAAGGUAAACAAAGAAAAACAGAGACUCAUCUGGUAAAGUCUGGUGAGUUUGGGAAGAAGCUAAAGACAAUGGCAAGCCUCACUUCUUCCGUUGCUCGUCUUAAUCUUCUUCUCAAGCCUUCACUCGCAGCCAUCUCCACUGAGCCUAUCUAUGGUGUUCCCCGGAUGAGUAAGAGAAGCAGUGGAGUGAAAUGCUCGAUGGAGACAAAGCAAGAAAAGAGUUCAACGGCGGGUGCGUCUGCGGUUGCGGCUAUGUUAACGGCGGUGAUGAGUAGUAGCCCAGCAAUGGCGUUGGUGGACGAGAGGAUGUCUACGGAAGGAACAGGACUACCUUUUGGUCUGAGCAAUAACCUCUUAGGUUGGAUUCUGUUUGGUGUGUUUGGUUUGAUCUGGGCUCUUUACUUCACCUACACUUCUUCCCUCGAUGAGGAUGAGGAUUCUGGACUUUCCCUCUAAAAAAACUUGCACUCUGUUUCUCUCCUUUUCCAGUGAACAUAAGUGUGAAACAAUAAAUUGCUCUGUAUUUUGUGAAGUUGACAAAUCGUCUCGCAAUUCUGUUUUUGACCUGGAUUCAAUAAAUGUAUUGCGUCAA
Messenger RNA from Eutrema salsugineum, 618 nucleotides. Its product is annotated as photosystem II reaction center W protein, chloroplastic. Gene Ontology annotation, biological process: photosynthesis. The transcript has 2 exons. The coding region runs from base 96 to 482 and encodes 128 amino acids. NCBI's taxonomy places the organism in Eukaryota, Viridiplantae, Streptophyta, Magnoliopsida, Brassicales, Brassicaceae. The record is from RefSeq and is a predicted model, not a curated record. Gene Ontology annotation, cellular component: chloroplast; photosystem II.